CCUGAGUCGCCUUGCGCAGGCGCUGUUGAGUUGACGGCUCGUUGGGUUUGCGCUCACAAACCUGUGUGACCUAGCCCGGCCUCUUUCUCUUUUUGACAGGGUAUUCCAAGGCGUAGAGGCGACCACCACACGAAAAACAGAGAUUACAGACUUGGAUCCAGACAGCGCCAUGGGCAGCAGCUGCCGCAUCGAAUGUAUAUUCUUCAGCGAGUUCCACCCAACGCUGGGACCCAAAAUUACCUAUCAGGUCCCUGAGGAUUUCAUCUCCCGAGAGCUGUUUGACACGGUCCAGGUGUACAUCAUCACCAAGCCCGAGUUACAGAACAAGCUUAUCACUGUCACAGCCAUGGAGAAGAAGCUGAUUGGCUGCCCCGUGUGCAUUGAACACAAGAAGUACAGCCGCAAUGCUCUCCUCUUCAACCUGGGCUUUGUGUGUGAUGCUCAGGCUAAGACUUGUGCCCUGGAACCCAUCGUUAAAAAGCUGGCCGGCUACUUGACCACGCUGGAGCUUGAGAGCAGCUUUGUAUCCAAUGAGGAGAGCAAGCAGAAGCUGGUGCCCAUCAUGACCAUCCUGCUGGAAGAGCUGAAUGCCUCCGGCCGCUGCACUCUGCCCAUCGACGAAUCCAACACCAUCCACUUGAAGGUGAUCGAGCAGCGGCCUGACCCUCCUGUUGCGCAGGAGUAUGAUGUGCCUGUCUUUACAAAGGACAAGGAGGAUUUCUUCAGCUCGCAGUGGGACCUUACCACACAGCAGAUCCUGCCCUACAUUGAUGGAUUUCGCCAUGUCCAGAAGAUCUCCGCUGAGGCAGACGUGGAACUCAACCUGGUGCGCAUCGCCAUUCAGAACCUGCUGUACUAUGGUGUUGUGACACUGGUAUCCAUCCUCCAGUAUUCCAAUGUGUAUUGCCCAACACCAAAAGUCCAGGAUCUGGUGGAUGACAAGUCCCUGCAAGAGGCAUGUCUGUCCUACGUCACCAAGCAAGGACACAAAAGAGCCAGUCUCCGAGAUGUGUUCCAGCUAUACUGCAGCCUGAGCCCUGGUACCACUGUGCGAGACCUCAUUGGCCGCCACCCCCAGCAGUUACAACACGUUGAUGAAAGGGCUAGCGUGUCCGGAAUAUCACCUCUCCCCCCGACAAUCACUCAGGAAGCUGAUCCAGUUUGGGCUGAUGAAGAACCUUAUCCGGAGACUACAGAAAUAUCCAGUCAGAGUGUCUCGGGAGGAGCGGAGCCACCCUGCCAGGCUUUACACAGGCUGUCACAGCUAUGAUGAGAUCUGCUGCAAGACAGGCAUGAGCUACCAUGAGCUGGACGAGCGACUAGAAAAUGACCCCAACAUCAUCAUCUGCUGGAAAUGAGGCUGGCUGGCUGGAGCAUGUUACUAUGGCUACUUGCCCCUACUAAGGCCUCCUUGGUCCACAGGAGCUAGACACGUUUGGUUGUACAUACGGUCUGGAGGGUGAGACUCGGUUUUGUAAAUAAAGUUAUGUGUUUCAUCCUGUGGAA
Mus caroli (Ryukyu mouse) is the source of this 1506-nucleotide messenger RNA. RefSeq names its product NPR2 like, GATOR1 complex subunit (gene Nprl2). NCBI's taxonomy places the organism in Eukaryota, Metazoa, Chordata, Mammalia, Rodentia, Muridae. Gene Ontology annotation, cellular component: GATOR1 complex; vacuolar membrane. Gene Ontology annotation, molecular function: GTPase activator activity. Gene Ontology annotation, biological process: cellular response to amino acid starvation; negative regulation of TORC1 signaling; positive regulation of autophagy. The record is from RefSeq and is a predicted model, not a curated record.